CAGAAAGACCGAAACGACACCUCGAACUUCGACCCCAUCUUCACGAAAGAACCCCUGAAAAACACACCCACCGACAAAUUGCUCCUCAUGAACUUGGAUCAGGAUGAAUACUUUGCUGGCUUCUCGUUUGUCAAUCCUCGAUUCAUUGUUGAUGUGUGA
Helobdella robusta is the source of this 159-nucleotide messenger RNA. RefSeq lists its product as hypothetical. NCBI's taxonomy places the organism in Eukaryota, Metazoa, Annelida, Clitellata, Rhynchobdellida, Glossiphoniidae. The record is from RefSeq and is a predicted model, not a curated record. The annotation marks the transcript as partial. Gene Ontology annotation, molecular function: protein serine/threonine kinase activity; ATP binding. The transcript has a single exon. Gene Ontology annotation, biological process: protein phosphorylation.